Messenger RNA from Zea mays, 1216 nucleotides. RefSeq lists its product as uncharacterized. Bases 33 to 833 code for a protein of 266 amino acids. The record is from RefSeq and is a predicted model, not a curated record. Lineage: Eukaryota; Viridiplantae; Streptophyta; Magnoliopsida; Poales; Poaceae. The transcript is spliced from 2 exons.
CACUCAACCUUGCAUUUCCAAAGUCCACAACCAUGAAUCCCUACUUAGAAAACAAUUUUCUUGUGCGCUUGAUGGAAGAAAUGGAAGAGGAAGAAGAAGAGUUGCAGUUGGCGAGGCACAUGGUCAAUAGGAGGCGACGUGCACACAAUGAGCGUCGUCAUGGUGGUUCCAUCCCAGGGCGUGUUAGGAUUCAUCGUGAUCACAUCAGCGGCGAUGCAAGAAUCCGAGCGGACUACUUUGGAGCGAACCCGGUGUACACGGAUGCUCAAUUUCGUAGGAGGUUCCGCAUGCGUCGCCAUGUCUUUGAGCGCCUUGUUGAUGUUGUGCAACAAGUGGAUCCAUAUUUUAUUCAGCGUCCAAAUUGUGCGGGUGAGAUUGGUCUUUCUGCUCUACAGAAAGUUGUUGCUGCUGUUCGAAUCCUUGCUUACGGUAUUCCGGCUGAUGCCGUUGACGAAUACGUACGUAUUGGGGAAUCUACUGCUCAUGAAGCAUUGAAACACUUUUGCACGGCCGUCCAAACCGCGUUUGCUCCCUAUUAUCUCCGUGCACCAAAUGCAGAAGAUAUCGCACGCCUUCUCCAAGUUGGCGAGUCACGUGGGUUUCCUGGUAUGCUUGGUAGUGUUGAUUGCAUGCAUUGGGAGUGGCGUAACUGCCCAAGUUCAUGGAAGGGGAUGUUUACAGGGCGUGGUAAACAUCCUACCAUGAUCUUGGAAGCUGUUGCGUCGUAUGACCUGUGGAUAUGGCAUGCAUAUUUUGGUCUGCCAGGUAGUUGCAACGACAUAAAUGUUCUUCACCGUUCAAACCUUUUCAAAAGGCAUCUGAGCACAACAUGAUAGUAGAAGACGAAGGUCCAUUGUCUUUGAACACAACCUUUGAAAACAUCGGAGUGCUGGCAGACACAACUCAAGGUUCACUGGAAGAGCGCAACGACUUCGUCAAUCAAAGGUACAACCAACUGAAAGACCGCAACAAAUAUACUCAGCUUCAGAUAGAUCUGAUACACCAUCACUGGGCGCGACAUGGAUCCGGAGUUGCAUAGGAUGCAAUGAAACAAGUUCUGUCUGUGUUAGUGUCUUUGUUUACUUUACAUUGUUCUACUGUCUGUGUUAGUGUCAUGUUUGUUCUUAUCAAGUGUGUGUACUGUGUGUCUUAGUGCUCAAGUGUCGUAGUGUCUCAUGCUGCUGUUUCAAUUCAAUAACAAGGAGUACUACUGUCA